CUGGCAUCCUCCCCAUAGCCCCAAACGGCUGCCACAUGCGCAUAUUACCCCAGGAAUAAAGCGAUAAUCUCCUCCAAGAUGGCGAUGCGACGGUCGGUCGGUGCUGCGAUCCUCUUCUCAGUGCACCUCAUCUCGACAUUUGCUGUAAUACUCAGAACCACAAGCAGCAGCCUGUGGGCUAAUGAGUAUGAAUCAACUGAGCUCUCCUGUCUGAUCGAGUCCAUCUCCACUAACAAUCCCAGAAUUGAAUGGAAGAAAAUUACAAAUGGAAAACCCAGCUAUGUUUACUUUGAGAAACACAUUUCGAGGGAUUUGGAGAACAGAGCAUACCUCAAAGAACCUGCAACUCUAGUGAUCACCAAUGUUACCCGCUCGGACACUGCCCAGUACCGCUGUGAGGUCACAGCCCACUUGGACCAGAGGACCUUUGAUGAAGUUUUGAUUGACCUGGUUGUUAGAGUGCGACCAGUAGGACCCAGGUGUGGGGUGCCCCGGGCGGUGCCUGUGGGUCGGCCAGCGGAUCUACGCUGCUCGGAGGGCGAGGGGUUCCCGAAGUCGCGGUACCACUGGUUUCGAAACCGAGAGGAAAUUCCCCUGGACCCCAGGAGCAACCCGCGGUUCUUCAACUCCUCGUACACGCUGAACAGGGAGACCGGCAAGUUGUCAUUCAGGGUGGUGUGGAAGGAGGAUUCGGGGGAGUAUCACUGUGUGGCGAAGAAUGAAGCUGGGCACGCAGAGUGUGCUGCACAGACCAUGGAAGUGUAUGAAGUCAGCUUGGUGGGGAAGGUUCUGGGUGCGCUGCUGCUGGUUGGUGCCCUGCUGGUCGUCACCCUGGGCUUCUGUUACGCCUAUAAGGGAGGUUAUUUUGUCCAGAGGAGUGAGGCCAGAGACAACUACAAAGCUUCUGAGAGCAAAGACCCGGUGGAUUGCAUCACACCGGAAGAUGAGGCCGGUUUCCGACACAAAUCCUCGUUCAUCAUCUGAGGAGGACGAGGGUCAAGCAGGCUUGCGAAGGUGGUGUGGGUGGAGCCUGUAGACCUGCAGCCCGGUGGCCAGGCUCUAUGGCAGCAGCAGAGUGCCAAAAAGGUGACCUAACCCACAGCAAAUUCCACGAUUUGUUUUCUUCCCGUGUUACGACUGUGUGAACUAAUCAUUUUUACAGAUCAGCCGUUUUAUAUAUCAAUAACAUGUCUUCCACAAAGUUCUUUUAUCUGGUUUGUACAGCUGACAGUGAUUAUGCUGUUCCUUUUUAUUCUUCGGCUAAGCAGAGCUGAAGCUUGUAUCCAAAGCAAUGAUUUUAUUCAUUUAUAUACCUAUAUAUAUAUAUAUAUAUAUAUAUACUGGGCAAAUUCAGGAUGCUCUGCCCCCAAGACUCUAAGACCAUAUUCUUAAACUCCGGGUCCGUGGUGCCUGUUAAUUUUCCAACAAUCUUGUCUGACUCUUUUGAUGGUAUUUUUUAUAAAACCAGAUUUAAGCUUAUAUUUUAUAUUUAUAAAACUUUACCCAAUGAACAACUGAGCAGGUGUACUACGGGACAUUCUUCAUACUCUGUAUACGUUAAUCGGUUAAUAGAUUUCGUUAUCACUUCGUCAGUAGUUAUCUUUUAGAUAACAUCAGCACUCUGUAGCCAAUACAUUGACUGUUUUUUAGUCAUUGGCUACACUGUUUCAAGAGAAAUGUCUAUUUUUAAAUGCAUGUAAAUUGUCUGUUUUACUUGACUGCAGAAUCUUAAUUACCUUUGGCUUCAAAUAGAGUGUCCACUUUUAGAUACAAGCUCAUCUUGUAAGCAGUGUAGAAGCAGACAGGAUGCUAGUCAGACUGUAAUGUUUAUCUUUGUAUUCCAUCACUGCAAUGGAUUCCUUGCAAUUUAGCAAUGUAAUAAGUUGCAUACGUGUCACCAUCAUUAUUAUCAUGCAUAGGCUCAUAAUGCUUGAUAACCUUCUGAUCUCGGCACAUCCGCUGUAAUUUAUCACUGCUUCAAGCCAUAAUCAAACACCUACUGAUCUGCAUACUUAUUACAGGUUUCAGUGUUACAACAGUCGUUUAAUUUUAGGAGCCAAAACUUGCUUUGUUCAUUGCUGAUCAUGUAUAACUUCUCCAACACACUGUUGUAUUCAGUCCUUAACAGUGAAUGUCCUGCCAGUGGUCAGACCAUCUCAGUGUCACCCCCCUUGUGGGUGAAACUGUGCGUACAUAUUUUAUAAUGAAAGCUUCUCACGGUGUCAGUGUUUGCUAGCUUUAAGCUCCUAAAUGCCUCUCAUCCUUCACAAUUUCCAAAACAACUUCAAAGAGAACAGCCCUUAAUUCCAGAAAUCAUUCCAAAUGGAAUCUUAUUUCCAGUGCAGAAAAUUUUCUGAAAUUCUGGUCCUUGAAAAUAAGAGGUUUUCUGAGCAAACCAAAUACCAUAUUACUGCCCAUGCCAGUAAAUCUGGCCCAGAGUAGUGAAUUUCGUACCAGACAGAAUGUGCUAAAAUCAAGUUGCACAACCCAGUAAAUACAGGACAAAUUUACUGCCGGUGCUUUAAUUGUGGCAUUCAAGGUUUCAGCAAACAAUCUCUGCAGCAUUACAACUCUUUUUUCAUUGGAAAAUGUAUGUUGAUGAUUUGAUCUAUGCACCUGUAACAGGUGAGCUAGCUUUUAGCCUUUAUAACUGGUCGCUAUGUUUUGGAUUCAUGGAAAAUAAACACACUACCGGACUGAGUGUUACAAGAAGAGUUUGAAGGAAAAAAGCAAUCACAUGCACCCAGGCUAGAGACUGUUAUAAAGAGUGCAAAUGCCCUUGAAGGGAUGCCAUCACACGGUCUGUCCAGGGGAGGGAAACAGGCCUGCAUCCCUAAAUGGGAUCUCUGUCCUCCAGACUCAGCACAAAGUCAAACUCUUCUGAAAAAGCAGAAAAACAAAACAGGAAUCAGAAACACCAGCAGCAGUACAUGCUACAGCCACGUCGAAUAGUCAUGCCAGCGUGCAGCAGGUGUUAGGAUCCGGUGCAGUGAAUGCAGUUUGUAUUUUGACCAUGUUGACUCUUCGCUGAUUAAACACUGUGGGCAGUCAACUGUCGAAA
Brienomyrus brachyistius is the source of this 3061-nucleotide messenger RNA. Its product is annotated as junctional adhesion molecule 3B-like. The record is from RefSeq and is a predicted model, not a curated record. Gene Ontology annotation, cellular component: extracellular matrix. Gene Ontology annotation, biological process: angiogenesis; cell adhesion; proteolysis. Gene Ontology annotation, molecular function: protein homodimerization activity; protein heterodimerization activity; metalloendopeptidase activity. NCBI's taxonomy places the organism in Eukaryota, Metazoa, Chordata, Actinopteri, Osteoglossiformes, Mormyridae.